Solea senegalensis (Senegalese sole) is the source of this 684-nucleotide messenger RNA. The record is from the annotation of a RefSeq genome assembly. Lineage: Eukaryota; Metazoa; Chordata; Actinopteri; Pleuronectiformes; Soleidae.
AUGACUUUAAGCCUAUUUAAUCAAUUUGCAUCCCCCGUCUUACUAGGAAUUCCUUUGAUUGCUCUGGCAAUUCUACUACCCUGAACCCUCCUCCCCUCCCCCGCUAACCGUUGACUAACUAACCGCCUACUCUCCCUCCAAGGGUCAUUCAUUGGCGGGUUUACUAAACAAUUGGUUCUUCCCCUAAACCCUGGAGGUCACAAAUGAGCCCUUCUAUUCACCUCAUUAAUGGUAUACCUAAUUACAAUUAAUCUUCUAGGCCUCCUCCCCUACACCUUCACCCCCACCACGCAACUUUCACUUAACAUGGGCCUCGCAAUUCCCCUAUGACUCGCAACAGUUAUUAUUGGGAUACGAAAUCAACCAACUCACUCUUUAGCUCAUUUUCUCCCUGAAGGCACUCCUACCCUUCUUAUCCCUGUUUUAGUAAUUAUCGAAACAAUUAGCCUCUUUAUCCGUCCCCUGGCCUUAGGAGUCCGGUUAACCGCCAAUCUAACAGCUGGCCAUCUACUCAUUCACCUAAUUGCGAUAGCAACCAAUGUGCUCUUCCCCCUAAUACCUUCAGUAGCCAUCCUCACCGGUACCCUUCUUCUUCUACUAACCCUCCUAGAAAUUGCCGUAGCUAUAAUUCAAGCCUACGUCUUCGUCCUCCUCCUAAGCCUCUACCUACAAGAAAACGUCUAA